CACCUUGCAAAGCAACAACAUCUACUUUGUAUCUUCCCCUCAACUAAUAUGUUUGAUCAACACGUGUACUCGCAGCAUGAGAGCAAACUGCUGUCGAUGCCUGUCGAGAUUCGUCAAGCAAUAUACGCUCAGAUCUUCCACGGCCAGACUCACGCUUUUUUGUGGCAGGGCAGAAUUCAGCUGUCGGCAUGCCUUCAACCGAACUUGGGUGAUGACCGUCAUGAUGGCCGCGAGCGUGUAACUACGACUCACUGGAGGCGGGAUGAUCCUGGGUGGGCCCGCCGUCUCCGGUCUACAUGGGGGGUGCAUUGGGAAUGCGAGGAGGCUGCGUACAGAGAAAGGACGGACUUGCGCGAGCAUCGCCGUUAUCAUACGUACGACCUUUUUUUUGUGUGCAAGAAAAUGUUUCUCGAUGCCUGCAACGUUGUUGUUAAGACAACAGCGAUCAACGUCACGGAUAUAGACACCUUGGAAAUGUUGCUAUUGAAGCCAAAUGAGCUAAUUAGUGACUCAAAUUGCGCCUGGAACCUCCGCGACUACAUAAGUCCCAGAAUUCGUAAACUUAAUAUCGCCUUCCGACUCCCACUAGCCUUCUACGAGGUACUACAGAAAGACGAAGAUGAAGACUUGGUUUUGGUAGUUGGUCCUCACACGAGAGCAGUAUCAGUAGGAUGCGCUGCGUGGGAGCAUCUCUGGCCGGCCAUCUGCCAACUUCCGCAACUUCGCAGCCUCCACAUCUGGUUAGACCACGACGAUAGACCUUCGUGGUCAUUCGUCAACGAGCGCGUAGCUAUGCGUCCAAUGAUCGCUGCUCUAUUAGCACGCACGCAGGCUCACUCUGAAGAGGAAACGAUGCCGCACAUGGAUGUCGCGCUUAAUCUUCCGAAGUUGCAUCCACAUUAUGCGAAACCGGAUACUCACUACUUCCAAGAGAGUUCGUCGUCACUAUUCACUAUCGAGCGACGAAUUCGCCAGCGCUGGCAUUGCCAGGAAGGGCCUAUCGGUAACUUGAAAGUGGAACACAAGGCUGACUUUCCCGUCCUGCACGAGCUCCCGGAUUUUAUUAUAGAACAGGACAGGUGUAGUAGAAGAGUCGACGGCGUGACGGUGCAAGAAGAAGACAUAACGUUGGAAGAAGAAAAAAUGACAUUGGAAGAAGUCGAGCGCCUUGAGACGCAGCUUUGGGAGAACGGUGCUGAAAACGUUUACGAAUUUAUGUCGUCCGGGUUUCACCACCACACUCAAGAUGAAGACACUUAUUACAGUUACAGUCGUAGAUUUCCAGGCUAUGAGUUCCAUGGCCCAUAGCUUACCC
Messenger RNA from Pseudogymnoascus verrucosus, 1315 nucleotides. RefSeq lists its product as uncharacterized. The record is from RefSeq and is a predicted model, not a curated record. The coding region runs from base 49 to 1308 and encodes 419 amino acids. The transcript has 2 exons. NCBI's taxonomy places the organism in Eukaryota, Fungi, Ascomycota, Leotiomycetes, Thelebolales, Thelebolaceae.